Arabidopsis arenosa is the source of this 1548-nucleotide messenger RNA. The record is from the annotation of a GenBank genome assembly. NCBI's taxonomy places the organism in Eukaryota, Viridiplantae, Streptophyta, Magnoliopsida, Brassicales, Brassicaceae.
AAUCAUUGUUGGGAGUUAUUUUUUCAAUACUUCAGUGUUGACUAAGAGAGGGGACAUCGAUCAUUUAUGAAAAUCUUGUUAGGGGGCAUUCUACGAAGAAAAUGGAGAGAAGAAAAGACGACAUGGAGAAAAUGAACGACAAAUCCGAGCCGUUGCUGCUGCCGGAGAAUGGAUCAGACGUCUCAGAAGAAGCGUCGUGGAUGGUUUAUCUAAGCACAAUCAUUGCCGUUUGCGGUUCCUACGAGUUUGGAACAUGCGUGGGAUAUUCUGCUCCAACCCAGUUUGGGAUUAUGGAAGAGCUUAAUUUAUCAUAUUCCAAGUUUUCAGUUUUUGGAUCGACACUGAAUGUGGGAGCAGUGCUCGGCGCCAUUACAUCAGGAAAGAUCUCUGAUUUCAUCGGUCGGAAAGGGGCCAUGAGGUUGUCUUCAGUGAUCUCUGCCAUCGGCUGGCUGAUAAUUUACUUCGCCAAGGGUGACGUACCUUUGGAUUUCGGAAGAUUUCUGACGGGUUAUGGUUGCGGCACCCUUUCCUUUGUGGUACCGGUAUUCAUCGCUGAAAUUAGUCCGAGAAAAUUGAGAGGCGCCUUAGCGACGCUUAACCAGCUCUUUAUCGUAAUCGGAUUAGCUUCUAUGUUCCUCAUAGGCGCCGUCGUAAAUUGGAGAACUCUUGCACUAACCGGAGUUGCACCGUGCGUGGUUCUGUUCUUUGGGACUUGGUUCAUCCCUGAAUCACCCAGAUGGCUGGAAAUGGUUGGCCGCCACCACGAUUUUGAAAUUGCGUUGCAAAAGCUGAGGGGUCCUCACGCCAAUAUCACGAGAGAAGCCGAGGAAAUUCAGGAGUACUUAGCGACUCUUGCUCACCUCCCAAAAGCCACGCUGUGGGACCUUAUUGACAAAAAGAAUAUUCGAUUUGUAAUUGUUGGAGUUGGUUUGAUGUUUUUCCAACAAUUCGUUGGAAUAAAUGGUGUUAUCUUCUACGCACAACAAAUAUUCGUAUCAGCAGGAGCAUCCCCAACUCUUGGAAGCAUUCUAUACUCGAUCGAACAAGUAAUUCUUACAGCACUCGGCGCAACAUUGCUAAUUGAUCGUCUUGGAAGAAGGCCACUUCUUAUGGCUUCAGCUGUUGGGAUGCUGAUUGGAUGUUUGCUCAUUGGAAAUUCAUUUCUUUUGAAGGCUCAUGGUUUAGCACUUGACAUCAUUCCGGCCCUAGCAGUUAGUGGUGUCUUGGUCUACAUUGGUUCGUUCUCUAUUGGAAUGGGUGCAAUCCCAUGGGUUAUAAUGUCUGAGAUAUUUCCAAUAAAUAUGAAAGGAACUGCCGGAGGACUUGUCACUGUAGUAAAUUGGCUAAGUUCAUGGCUUGUCUCAUUCACUUUCAACUUUCUCAUGAUUUGGAGCCCUCAUGGUACAUUUUAUGUGUAUGGUGGCGUAUGUAUAUUGGCUAUUAUCUUCAUAGCAAAACUUGUUCCUGAAACUAAAGGCAGAACCUUGGAAGAGAUUCAAGCAAUGAUGAUGUAAUUCUAUAAUUAUAUAAUACAUGUUAAUUUUUUUC